CGUCUUGGAAUUGUUGACGCUCAGGAUGUACCAAAUCCAAACCCUACAGCUACAUUCCCGACAUUCGCCCUGAACCGUGUGCAUUCCUGCCACUCGUCCUCAAAAUGUCCGCCACGAAGCUGGAUAAUCAAAUCGGCAAAGCACUGGUAGACUUCUCUGCAAACGGAGCAUUCCCAGAAGAAGAAGCUAUCUCUGCAGCGUAUGUGACUUCAACAUUGCUGCCUACGGUCUUGGGAGCUCUAGGAGAGGCUAGGACGGAGCUUGAGACCGAGAUCCGACACAUCAGCAGCGACAGCGCAUCAGACGUCGAUGACUGGAUACGAAAUGCGAAAGCUAUUCACGAUAAUAUUGAGAAGUCUCGGAAACUGGCAAGCAGUAUCGUGCGCCAAGCGGAAGCGGAUGAAGAUCGAUUGGAAGGAUUACAGCAUCAAGAGAACUAUGUCGGAUUUCUCUCGAAGGAAGUCUAUUACAAUACGCAGCUUUUGUCGUGUCUCAAGGCUAUCCAGGAAGCAAACGAUAUGUUAAGCAGGUUGGAAGUCCAAGCUUCGGAGCACAAUAUCGUGGAUGCCUUACAUACUUUAGCAGACACUUUCACCUCGAUUGCAAAGAUUCCACUAGAAAAAAGUACAAGAGCUGUAAGACUCCUUGACAACAGAGCGUCUGGUCUACGAGAACAUUUUCGGGAACAAUUACUCAAUGUCUGGCACAACCUGGUUCAUGUCGAACAAGAAAAUGGCGUCUUCUCCUUCACUGUUCAAGAGAAGCUACCUAACGAACCAACGACCUUGAGCGAUGCGGUAGUUGCAUUUCAAUCUUUCAAGGAGCUGGAUGCGAUAUCUAAGAAGCUCUGGGACAAUCUGGAUGCGGUAAUAUUCAGACGCCGGACCGACAUUGGGGCCGGGUCGCCUCCUAAAUUGGAGAUCGCAGAGAACACUCUUUCUUUGGGCUCUGGUACAACUGACCGUACUAUCAAGACUCUGUUCACAGAUCUCGAGGCUGUCAUAAAAUUCCUCAAUCAGAGGUUACCGCAAGAGAUCGUUGAUCCUUUGUCACGGAGGAUGAUGCCGAUUCUAUGCAGUCGUAUUCUGGAAGACUGGCUGGAUACAGCGGUGCCCGCUUCUCUGGACGCCAUGGUUGAUUAUCAGAAGGCCCUAGCCCAAGUGGGGGAUUUUGCCACAGUACUCGAUUCUAUGAAUUGGCCAGGAGGAGACAGUCUGCAUGACUGGGUAUCAAAUGCUCCAAAAAUUUGGCUCAACAAGCGAAGAGAGACGGCCUUGGACUGGACACGAAAUCAACUAUCCUUGGGUAUUGGUGAACCGCAGUUUGCCGAACGUAAAGAAACUCGAAUGAUUGCAAGAGAUGACGGCCAUCACAUUGCUACAACUGGUAAUACUGUCCAUGAUGAUUGGGAUGCGGCUUGGGAUGGAGAUGAGCCAGAACCCGAGCCAGCACAGAAUGGCCACACGAAGAACCGCAGCUCAUUUGAAGAAGAGCUUCGAAUGUCUCAGGUCUCAAGCCCAGGGCCCGCCGACGAAGAAGAUAACGAGGAUGAUGCUGCGGAUGCCUGGGGAUGGGGAGACGAUGAUGCUACAGCAGAUGAUACUGCCGAACAGGUUGCCUCUGCAGAGCAGAAUCAGCCUCAGGCUUUGGAACGGCGUAUUUCCCCGGAAACACGCGAAAUGACCAUAUCGGAGAAAUAUUGGACGUCAUCUCUACCACAACCAGUUUUCAAUACCGUCGUUCAGAUUUAUAACGAUGGUGCUCAAUUAACGAAGCCAGAAAGCCAACAUAUCCCAGUAACACCAUCAGCUCCGGGACUUUUCGCCUUACCAACUCUCAUCCUCGCCAUGUACCGAGCAAUCUCACCAUAUUACUACACCAAUUACCCUGGAGGAAACAUGUACCUCUACAACGACGCCAUCUGGCUCGCUGAAAAGUUAAAAGACUUCAUCACCAGCUGGAACGCACGUGAAGACCUCUCACCUCGCGCAUACGGCAUGGUCCGCCUCGAUUCUGAGUUCAAAGUCCUCGAAAGCUUCGGAAAACGAGCCUAUACCAACGAACUAAUCGCCCAAAGAACAAUCAUCAACGAUCUCCUAAACGGCGCACAAAACUUCUUCCAACAACCCCCCUCCACCCUCUCCUCAGCCAUCCUCCCCGUCCUCUCCCACAUCCGCACCCAAGCGCACCUCUUCACCACCAUACUCCCCUAUUCCGCAUCCUCCUCCGCCACCGGCUCGCUGGUAAACACCCUCGCCUCCAAACUAAUAACCGACAUCUUCGACCUAUCCGACAUAUCCGUCGACGACGCCGAACGAAUCGCCACCAUCAUCUCCUCCGUCGAAUCCCUCGACGACCUCUUCCUCCCCAAACAAUCACCCACAUCUCCCUCUCCCUCUACCUCCAAAUCCCCAUCAGAUCCAGGAGAACAGGAAAUCCCACUAACGCCCCAAUUCGCGCCCCUAUGGCUAAAACUCAAAUUCCUGUCCGAGGUCCUGCAGUCGAACCUGAAGGAUGUGAGGUAUCUGUGGUUUGAGAGCGAUCUGAGUCUUUAUUUCACGGCGGACGAGGUGGUUGAGUUGAUUGGGUUGAGUUUUGAGAUGAAUGCGCAGGUGCGCGGGGUCGUGAGGGAGAUUAGGGAGAGGAGGGAUCCGAGGGGGGUGGGGGUUAGUGCUGCUGGUUAG
Mollisia scopiformis is the source of this 2684-nucleotide messenger RNA. RefSeq names its product centromere/kinetochore protein-like protein zw10. Gene Ontology annotation, biological process: endoplasmic reticulum to Golgi vesicle-mediated transport; mitotic spindle assembly checkpoint signaling. The record is from RefSeq and is a predicted model, not a curated record. Lineage: Eukaryota; Fungi; Ascomycota; Leotiomycetes; Helotiales; Mollisiaceae. Gene Ontology annotation, cellular component: RZZ complex. Bases 105 to 2684 code for a protein of 859 amino acids. The transcript has 6 exons.